AUGCCGUCUGAGCUGCCCGGAGGUGACCGCGGAGAUUUUGAGCCUCGUAAUGUUGGGCUUUCUUUCAUUCGGGAGGGCCGUGCUCCCUACGACCACAUCAACUCGUACGACCACACCAGCCCCUACAACCACAUCAACGCCUACAUCAACAUCAACGCCUACAUCAACAUCAACAUCAACAUCUACAUCCACAUCCACAUCCACAUCAACAUCAACAUCAACGCCCACAUCAACGCCCACAUCAACGCCUACAUCGACGUCUACAUCAACGCCUACAUCGACGUCUACAUCAACGCCUACAUCAACGCCUACAUCAACAACUACAUCCCAAUCCCCAUCCACAUCAACGACAUCACCUACCACUUCACUAGGAACGACGACUCUAGCAACUAUUACGAUUUACCACCGACCAAAACAGUCCCUCCAUUGAGUACUACCACCUCUACGCAGAGCUCUGGCAGUACUACCACGCUAUCUAUCUCUGUGUGCUCUAGUCUUGUCAGCAACCCAUCCUACACGCCUUCUGCCGCGUUGCCAGAUGACUAUACCUGGGGCUGCGCACCCGGGUAUCUUUGCAAGCCAAGUCAUGUAGGCGAUCGCUCGGGAUGCAACGUAGAAGCAGGUCUUCCUGACCCCGGAUAUGUCUGCAUCCCCUCAGACUGCAUUGUGGCUCCACCUGUGGACCUCCAUCCAUCUUGGCAGUACAAUGUCUCGAACAAUUAUUACAAUCUCAAUCCGGAAGACUUUGGUCUCGAUUACUCCAUCUUCCAUCCCUUGGAAGAUUCGGUUGCAGCCAAUAGUAAACGCUACAUGUCCUCAUGGGACUUUGAUGUUGCCCAAAAAGCAAAACGAAUUGACAUUUCAGAUAUCCCCUAUGUAUGUUACAAUGAUUGUAAUCUUGCUGCACGAGAGCCAGAAUUGCUCGGAAAGACACCUGGGAUUUGCAAGAGUGACUCGGCAUUCAUGGAAAAUGUGGCUAUUUGUAAGGAGUGCAUCACCCACAACCGCGAAUCUGGCUCUGAUGUAUAUACAUCCAAAAUGAUGCCAUCAUUUGCUCAGUGGCUGAAUUAUUGCUCCGAUAAGGUCACUUCCACAACACAUGAAAGUGCCACUGCCACUGAAACGAAAACUACGGCGACAAGCACCCAGACCGAUGAAACCACUACUACAAGCACCGAAGCAACGACAGCAGCCACAAUAACAAAAACCCAAGCUACUCGCACCAAGGCUACCAGCGCAGAAGAGACGAGCACUGGGCCCACAAUUACCGAGCCCAAGAGCACCCGUUCUCCUGAGAAGAGCACCCAGUCUACUGAGAAGAGCACCCAAUCUACCGAAGAGAGCACUCAAUCUGCUGAAAAGAGCACUCAAUCUACUGAAAAGAGCACUCAAUCUACUGAAAAGAGCACUCAAUCUACUGAAAAGAGCACUCAAUAUACUGAAAAGAGCACUCAAUAUACUGAAAAGAGCACUCAAUAUACUGAAAAGAGCACUGCUAUCACUGAGACAAAUGAAACGUCUGAUUCGGCAGAGAUAACUCCGUCUGUCACUUCUAUCACCACGCCAACUUCCCGCUCAGUUGUGCCAACUUCGGCGUCUGGUUUCAUUGUGACAACUUCUUCCGCUGAAUCUGUUGUUCAAACCUCAACGUCGAACUCACUGAUGAAAAGCUCAGUGGGUGGGUCGAUUAUGACUACUUCGGUAUCUGGCUCGCUUAUCACAACAUCCUUGCCCGAUUCGAUUGACACUGCGUCAAGCACUCUGGGCGUAGGCUCAGGGAAUGGAAGCACAUCCGACAACGCUUCAGAUAGUACAUCGAGGUCGGGUCACGGAAGUCAGACUGCUUCAGCAACUGCUUCCUCGGUUUCACCGUCCUAUAACGCGGCACGAUCUAGAGAUAUCUCUCAUCUUGGCUUAAUGGGUCUGUUUUGGGCUGCUUUCGCACCACUCCUUUAG
Molecule: messenger RNA, 1956 nt
Organism: Penicillium coprophilum
Lineage: Eukaryota; Fungi; Ascomycota; Eurotiomycetes; Eurotiales; Aspergillaceae
Exons: 4
Coding region: 1-1956 (651 amino acids)
Source: RefSeq, a predicted model, not a curated record